Hydractinia symbiolongicarpus is the source of this 1560-nucleotide messenger RNA. RefSeq names its product sushi, von Willebrand factor type A, EGF and pentraxin domain-containing protein 1-like. The coding region runs from base 334 to 1404 and encodes 356 amino acids. The record is from RefSeq and is a predicted model, not a curated record. Lineage: Eukaryota; Metazoa; Cnidaria; Hydrozoa; Anthoathecata; Hydractiniidae. The transcript has 3 exons.
UGUAUCAGGGGUCAAUGCGACGUGUUGUUGAUGGUUAUUUAAAAGGUUGAAUUUUCUGUUUUUAUUUUAAACUUGAAAACCAACACUUGUGAAUCUUAGUUAGACUUUACCAUGUGUGGUGGAGAGCACUUUACAUGAAACACUAGAGAGUUGUAGUAAAUUGAUACAAGAGAAUUUUUUUAACUGUGGUUUAAAUUUAAACGAAUAAAAAUGGUUUAACUAACGUGAUAUUUCUUUAUUAUUUUCGAUUUUUAUUUACAUCCACUCUUCUAAUAUAUAUUUACUUAACUUAGUCACAAAAAAAAAAAAAAAUAGAAUACAAGAAACAAGAUUAUGUUGAGCGACUCGCAACUUAACAUACAAACAGAUGAUUUUGAAGAUGAUUCAAGCAAAUAUAACUUUGAUUAUUAUGCUCUUUCAAAGCUAAAGAAACAAGAGCACUGGAAAGUGGGGAUUCUUUCCGGCAUAAUAGCUGUGCUUACUGCUCUUGUAAUUGUGUUUAUCACUCUGUACGUACAAAGUCUUUCGUCCGUACAGAGUGAUAAACACAAAAACUCAGCGUCGUAUGAACUUUUCAAACUAAGAGCGUAUAAAGAGCUGGCGAAGUAUGGUGAAAACUGUAGUAUUCGCUAUCAGUGUCAUACACACGCUUACUGCAAAAAUUUGCAAGGAACCUACAGAUGCGUGUGUAUGAGAGGUUAUCUUGGUGACGGAAUUGGAGAUUGUCAAGAUAUUGACUUUUCAAUCGAUUUCCAUGAAGCAGGAGCAACCAACAUACCAACUAUAAGCGACUUAGGACACGGCUCUGUCCAUGGUGCUGCAGUUUGUUUCUGGUUCACUUUGACCUCUGCUGCAAAGAAAUGGGACAGCGAAAAUAAAACCAUUUUAAAUUAUAUAACACACAAAAUGGAUCUGGUGAUUCAAAUUACACGAAACCAUAAGAUUGUAGCUUUUACCAGGAAUGGAAAUAUAUACCUCCGUGUAGAAGUCAAUGUUAAAUUUCCCGUGCACAAAUGGAUGCAUGUCUGUUGGACGUGGAGUGAUGGAAUAAGUUGGAAUUUUUUUAUUAAUGGAAAGCUUGCACACUCUUCCUUGCUUAAUCAAACUGUAAACCUUAAACCAGGCAAAGGGUAUUUAUUUUUAGGGCAAGAUAUGAGGCGCGUAAAUAACAAAUAUGUGAUUAACAAGCCAGAAAACUUAUUUCAAGGUCGAAUCACUGGCUUGUUUGUUUACCAAAGACCAAUAUUGGGCUACGAAAUUAUGGCUGCUUUCGAAAACAACCCCCCUGUGAAUGGCUUGUUAGUUGGCUGGUGGCAAUUUAAAAGGUUAGCUAAAGGUGGUAAAAUUAGAGAAGCAGCUUUUCCAUUUGAUAUCAACCUUUACUCAGCAUUCUCUUUGCGUUAAGUAAACACAGUCGAGAAAACAAUGGCUUCUGCAGACGCCCAAAGUAACAACAUUAACCAUGUUUGAAAAACAAAAGUCCUUUUUGUAUUUUAAAAGUCCUCUUUUUGUAUACACGUUUCUUUUAUACUUUCAAAUAUAAAUAAUUUUUACUUUGCA